Molecule: messenger RNA, 999 nt
Organism: Colletotrichum truncatum
Lineage: Eukaryota; Fungi; Ascomycota; Sordariomycetes; Glomerellales; Glomerellaceae
Source: RefSeq, a predicted model, not a curated record
AUGCACUUCUUCACCAAAUUUCUUCGCGCCGGCGUCAUUCUGCAUAUCGCCUUUCAGUGCGCGUCCAGCGCCGUCCUUCGCGGACGAUCCGGCGAUGUUGAAUCUAACCAGCUUCCAGCAGGCGAAUACCAGCUGUUCUCUCGUGACUCUGCGUUGACUGACGUACUUGAGACUCUCGAUAAGCACUUGAACGAAUUCUUGAACACCUGGAGCAGCGGCCAUCGCAACCAAGAUAAUGUGGACGUUGCCAAGCUCGCAAAGAGACAGAAUGUCCAAAUUCCACGACAGGCCUUGGAAGAACUCUUGAGGCUCAUUCAAUCCAUCGAAACACAGCUCGUGUCCAUCAUUUCAUCCGGCAGCAUCUCGUCAAGUGGAGGCGCUGUUCAACCUCCGACCGACACGGCAGGUAACGCGGAACCAACUGCCUCCCCUGGUCUCACGCCUUCGUCCCCGGCGCAAUCAGCCAACCCUCCUGCAACCUCUUCGCGAGUUUCUGAACCUCAAGCUUCUGGCCUUCCAAGCUCCAACUCACCGAACCCGCCGGCUACCAAUGAUCCCAAUGUAGGUCCUCCUACCCCCACUCCGUUUCUGACAAGUUCUGGUGCAGGCCCUCGUGACUCCAUCACCACGGCGUACGGAACAGCCGCCUCAACCGGUACGCUAUGCAAGAAGACGCUCACUCAGACAUUUACUUCAUACGUCUACGAAGAUGGCACCCCGGCGGUAGCUCCUAAGGCGCGAUCUAUUGAGGAUGAUGACGAAGAUGAGGACCCCGAAUUGGAUGACCCAGAGCAGAGUGUGGAGCAAGUCGUUGAGGUGGUAGAGUCUUGGGUCGACCCUGACGUCCCUGCCCCAGACGACGAUUGGAACCUAGGUCAGAGUGUCGCUGAGUCGUGGGCGUCUUCGAAGACACGCCGGGAUUUGCGAAAAAGUCCCGGCCGCUCCAAUCUCCUUCUGAUUCGGGAAGAAGAAAACGCUCUGGAACUGUUGGACUCGUAA